CCGUCUGCAGUUAAGUAAUAUGCGGGGCUAGGUUGUCACGUUUGUCUCCCCCUUGGAUGGGCGCGCGUGGAUGACGCACAAGCGGCCAGCGGGCGCGUGCGUCUGGAGGAUGUCGGGGAGGGUUUCGGACGUCAUGACGACAGGUCCAUUCAAUCCACUCGUUCAGCAAAGACGACAGGAAGGCGUGCGGAUGUGUUUAGGGAUUGAAUCUCAUCAGCGCGCGAGGCUGCGACCUCGUGGGGAGAAGUGAAAUCCACACGUGACGUCACACGCUCGGAUGUCUUCCGAAGGACGGAAGGCGAGGCGACACUUGGACUACUCAACAAGUUGUUGAUUUUUUUUUUUUCUCGAAGCGAAGCGGAAGAGGACGCCGUCAUCAUCCUCGUUCUCAUUAGCGCGCGUCCUUGUGGACGCGAUGUCACGGAAGGUCCUCGCGAGGUGACCGUGUUCAGAGCAGCAGCCAUCCAGUCGUUGUUUUUUUGGGAGGGGGGGUUCGGGGGCGUGAGCGAGGCUUCGGUGGCGUCUUCCCUCCUCCAUCACCCUUCUCGUUUUUUCUUUUCUUUUUUCCCCUUUUUACCCCACCCGUGAACGUCGUCACCGCGCCUUCCGUGGCGACUCAACUCGGGCUGGCGUGCCUCCGAUUGGGAGCCUAAUUUAGUGCGCCCCUCACUGCCCACCGACGACACCCCCCCCCCCCCUCUUGAAAGCGAACCCAACGCCCUUGCUCGCCUGUAUGUCCACCCGAUCAUCCUUCGUCGUGCGCGGGGGGGGAAAGGGAUGACAUUGCGUGAGCGUCGGUGAGAUCCGGCGUUGUUUCCACUGCCGGCUCGGGAGACCGGCGAUCCGUUGCCGAUGUGACCGGCGUCGGCGCGAUGAGGGCGGCUGUGGAGAGGCGAGAGAGGGCCUCUGGCGGAGCUGUCAAGGACGAGGAAGGAGAGUAAAAACAUCUUUGAGGACCAACGUCACGCGCUGCCACCAAAUGGAGAUUGAUUCUGCGCCCCAAAGGCACAAUGACUUUUUGAAUAUUUUGGAUUUAUUUUACUCAUCUGUUAGGGGGGAAAUUCAAGUCACACUCUGCCGUAUAUUUGCUUUGAAUCAACACUACUGGAGAACCAUUUGACGCACGUGCGGACAUGCAAGGAGAGAUGUCAGCGUCUAAGUCGCGCACCUCUUGAACUGGGGGGGAUUGGGGUCGGUGCCUUGCUCAAGGGCACUUCAACAUCUCUCAAACAACUGUUGCCAUACUUAAACUGUGAGCCAAAACCCGACAGAUGACCUGCAGCUCAAAAUACUGUUGAUAUAUAUAUUUCCCCCCCCCCAGUAAUUUUGAUCCUCCUCACGGAUGGAUGGGGUGGUGGGGGGUGCGGGGACGCCCAGUAGCGCAGGAGGCUCCGGGGGGGACAGCCUCCCCCGACGUAACGGAGCCGAGUCGAAGAGACGCAGCAAGGGCAGCCUCCCCUCGCCGGGCUACAGGCUGUCCCAGGUGUCCCUAGAGGGCGAGAAGGCUUCUUUCGGGGGCGACCCUGCCGCCCCCUCGGGAGGACGCGGCCGCCGCCUCUCCAUCAUGAGCUCGGGCCACCCCUUCCGCACCGCCGGCACGCCGACCACCCCGGUGCCUCUCGCUCACCCUCCGCCCCGCUCGGUGGGAUUCGCCCCCUCCCGUCCCGCCCUGGCUUCCACCUCCUCGUCGGCGGGCACGGGGGUGAUGGUGGUGGCCACCGGACCGGAGACCACCACCACAACCGCGUGCAACACCACAGCGGCAGGGACACCCGAGACGAUGGGACCGUCGGCGCUGGGCGGGUUCGGCCUGGGGCUGGACGGAGAGGACUACAGCCAGUCCAACCAGAGCACCUUCAUCCAGAGGCAGUUCGGAGCCAUGCUGCAGCCCGGCGUCAACAAGUUUAGCCUGCGCAUGUUCGGAUCCCACAAGGCCGUGGCUCUGGAACAGGAACGACUUAAGUCGGCCGGCGCCUGGAUCAUACACCCCUACAGCGACUUCAGGUUCUACUGGGACCUGUUAAUGCUGGUGCUGAUGAUGGGCAACUUGAUCGUGCUGCCGGUGGGCAUCACCUUCUUUCGUGACGAGAACACGCCAUCGUGGAUCAUCUUCAACGUGGUGUCCGACACGCUCUUCAUGGUCGACCUGGUCCUCAACUUCCGCACGGGCAUCGUCAAGGAGGACAGCACGGAAAUACUGCUGGACCCCCGGGCCAUCCGCCAGAACUACCUGAAGAGCUGGUUCCUGGUGGACUUUGUGUCCUCCAUCCCUGUGGACUACAUCUUCCUGAUGGUGGACAGUCUGGACUCCGAGGUGUACCGGACGGCGAGGGCGUUGCGCAUCGUCCGCUUCACCAAAAUCCUCAGCCUGCUUCGGCUGCUGCGGCUCUCCAGACUCAUACGCUACAUCCACCAGUGGGAGGAGAUCUUCCACAUGACGUACGACCUGGCCAGCGCCAUGGUGAGAAUCGUCAAUCUGAUUGGGAUGAUGCUGUUGCUGUGCCACUGGGACGGUUGCCUGCAGUUCCUGGUGCCCAUGCUGCAGGAAUUCCCGCCGGACUGCUGGGUCUCCAAGAACCUGAUGGUGAACGACACGUGGGGCGUGCAGUACUCGUACGCCCUCUUCAAAGCCAUGAGCCACAUGCUGUGCAUCGGCUAUGGCGCCCAGGCACCGGAGGGCAUGACCGACGUGUGGCUCACCAUGCUGAGUAUGAUCGUGGGAGCCACCUGCUACGCCAUGUUCAUCGGCCACGCCACCGCACUCAUCCAGUCGUUGGACUCGUCACGGCGGCAAUACCAGGAGAAGUACAAGCAGGUGGAGCAGUACAUGUCCUUCCACAAGCUUCCCGCAGACGUGCGUCAAAAAAUCCACGAGUACUAUGAGCACCGCUUCCAAGGGAAGAUGUUUGAUGAGGAGAACAUCCUGGGAGAGCUCAGUGAGCCGCUUAAAGAGGAGAUCGUGAGCUUUAACUGCCGCAGCCUGGUGGCCAACAUGCCGCUGUUCGCCAACGCCGACCCCAACUUUGUGACCGCCGUGCUCACCAAACUUCGCUUCGAAGUCUUCCAGCCGGCCGACUUCAUCAUCCGAGAGGGCACCGUCGGGAGGAAGAUGUACUUCAUCCAGCACGGCCGUGUCAGCGUGCUCACCCGUGGCAACAAGGAGACCAAACUGAGCGACGGCUCUUACUUCGGAGAAAUCUGUUUGUUGACUCGAGGGCGGAGGACGGCCAGCGUGCGUGCAGACACAUAUUGCCGUCUGUACUCUCUCAGUGUGGACAGCUUUAAUGAGGUUCUGGAGGAGCACCCCAUGAUGAGGCGGGCCUUCGAGACCGUCGCUGUCGACCGAUUGGACCGCAUAGGCAGGAAGAACUCUGUGCUGCUACGCAAGUCAUCUCAAGGAGGUUCGCUCGGGGGCAGUAUGGGCCGUGGCGGAGGUCGGGGUGGCGGAGGUCCGGGAGCAGGUGGCGGUGGCCUGACAGCGGGCAGUCUGGGCUCCUGCGACAGCAUAUUGGUCCAACAGAUCGUCAAGCACGACAGCAUGCCGGCCAUGCAGGACGCCAUCGCGGCAGCCGCGGCGGGAAGAAGCGGCGUCAUCGGAGGAAGUGGCGCAAUGUCCCCCAGGCCCCGCCCCGUCAUCUGGGCGCCACUGGUCCAUGCCCCGCUGCAAACGGCCGCCGCGACCAGCAACGUGGCCAUCGCCCUCAUGCAGCAGCAGCAGCACCAGCUCCAGCAGCUGCAGCAGCAGCAGCAAGCACUAGGGGGCACUUUCUUCCUGCCCUCGCCUCUGAUCUCACCGUCACCCUCCUCAACGUUUCCGCUUUCGCCUCCUCGGGCUCCCGUUUUGCAACCCCUGCGCCCCUCGGUCAGCUCCCUCAUCGGAAUGAUGGCAAUGAGCGGGAUGGGAGGUUUGUCCCCCAGAGCGUUCCCUGCCUCCCCCUCCACCAUGGGCCCGCUCGGCGGCUUGACGUCCCCACCGGUGGCCAAAACUCCUCCCGCCGCAGCCUCCUCUGUGCCAGUCCAACAAGGAAGGACUCUUCACUACAACCUGCGCCUCCAGGCUGAUUAUCCGUCAGCACUUGGUGGAGCUCUUGGCACUCCAACCGGUGCAGGAGCGUCAACUCCAUCCAUACCCAAGAUGCAGGGCAGCAAUCCGUCUCCCGCCGGCGUUGGCCCGUUAGACAGCAGCACUUCCAUGACGAACCAGCAAGGGGCAAAAGAAGCGCUGCUGCGCCACGGGGGCAACGGUUGUCAAGGCCUGCCCGCGUUAGGCAGACUCACCCAGGAAGCCAGGCUGCUGUCUGCAUCACAGCCCACUCUGCCUCACCGCUCCUGGGCCGGAUUACAGCCUCACCCCACUCUCCAUCGGAAGGCGUCUGGCGGGAAUUUGCUCGCAGCUCCUUUUCUGGCAGGGCAGUUAGCUCGAGGUGGCAGCGCAGGAAUGCUAACCUCCAACCCUCCGAUGCAGCCCGUUGCAAAUCUUACAUCCAACGCACAAAUGCAACCGCCGAUUCAGCCCGCCAUGUACACACAAUGUGCCCCUCACACGAACCCCCUGCCCAUCUCCACAUCUCCGCACAUGACGUCUCCCGCUUCCUCUCCAAAGCAAACACCGCCAUCUGCCGUACCUUCACCCGCACCCACACCCUCGUCGCCGACAUCGGUGCCCUCGCAGACGCCCCGUCCAAAACCAAGUCUGAAUGCACCUUCCCGCUCGUCCUCGCCGCCUCCCUGCUCCACACCUCCCAUGACAGGAACCACCCCACUGUCACUCGUGUCAACGCCGCGUCCCAAACCAAUCGCCACUCCUUCUCCCCGCUCUUCAUCACCCUCGCCCUCGUCGACCCCUCCGCCAUCGUCUGUUUCCACUCCAGUUCCACUGCCUCAAACGUUUGGACCCAAGUCGUCUCUGAGCUCUUCGCUCCCGUCGCCCGUGGUUGCCGUGUCCUCAGCCCCCCCGCAAGGUGCCCGGGUCAAGGCAUCCAAUACGCCGCCGACCGCGUCACCGUUGUCUGGUCCCAGCCCUGCACCAACCCCAAUCCCUUCCCCAACUCUCACCCAGGUGGCGCGCACCCAUCCGCCAACCACCACCCAAACCGCUACUCCAACGCUAACGUCGGUCUAUUCACCAAAUCCUACCCAGACACUCGCGCCGCCUUCACCGCCAACAUCCAACCCUUCCCUGAGUAAAUCCCCAAGUCCAACAUCCUGUCUGCAGCCUUCUGUAUUUAGUUCCGCCCGGACCCCCUCUUCCAGCCAGAUCCCCAAACCUGCUUCACCCCUCCCCUCAAAUCCUGGCCCAGUGAGCACGAGCUCCCCCACCAAAGUCCGGUUCACCGUUCACCCAGUAAAGCAAACCCAUCCCGUGCUCACCCCGAGUACCACAUCGGCGUUGAAUCGUCCCGCAAAGUCAAACCCGGUCUCAACAAAGCCGCCCUCUUUGGCGACGACAUCUCCGAGUGGCUCUGCCGCCGCAUCCACUCACCCACCAAAACAAAACGCAGCCACCGCAGUCGCGUCGAGCCAUCCCUCCAAACUCCAUUCGCCUUUGCAGGCUUCCACCGUCCCAUCAACACAUACAACCACUCCGGCUAACAACACCUCCCCUAAGGUCGGGAAAAACGACCCCCAGCUGCCAGUGGCCAGAAAAGACUCAGAGGGACUGAGACACAAACUGCCUGCCAACAUGUGAAAGCAAAAAAGAAGAGGACAUCGGACAUACAGACAGAUAUCAAGUCUCACGUGGACAGUUUCAUGGUGUUUGCAUUCAUGCUAGGAUGUGGUUGUCUUAGAACAUGACGUGUUUGUGUGACUCAACCAGGCCAUCCAUCAAGGAAGAAGACAUGCAACGUGUGUACGGGCGUACACUCAAAAUGUGGGUCAGUGAUGGUUGGGGCAAGCUCGGGGCAGGGAUGCGGAAGCAAAGAACCAACAGUGGGUGGGGAAUUUGCUCCAUUUGCAUUCCCUGGUGGAUGAAAACAGCAAUACAUGUGAAAUAGCUUCCAAUACUGUGCACAAGUGUUUGGACACUUCCAGCGUUGAUGUUUCGGUGAUCUACAGUACAGCGACGUUACGAUUGCUUGAAUGUAAGCGCAUUGUUUAAUUGGAAAUAUUGAAUGUAUAAAAAAAUGGACAAAACAGAAACCAAAAGAAAAACACACGGUGAACGAUGCGAUCAUUUGACCAACCGACUGUUAGCAACUCUGACAUCUGUUUUAGUAGACUUGUUUCGUUCUUGGAUUUUUAGCAAGUAACUGUUUCGUUUUUGUUAUUGAGAUCAAAUAGCGGUAAAGACGUCGACCUAAUUCUGAGGUUCAGAGUUGGUUAUCUUGGCUUUACAUUUUUCUGCGGGUAUUCCGGCUUCCAACCUGUCUCUGCGAGGGUGAAUCGUUGUUUGGGCACACGUGCCGUGCCAUUGGCUGGCGACCAGUGCACCUUGUCCGUCGCCCCUCCAAACGCAUCUGAGACCCCAAUAAGAACAAGCACUCGAGAAAAUUGAUAUAUGGACAAAUUAAGGAUU
This is a messenger RNA of Hippocampus comes (tiger tail seahorse), 6517 nucleotides long. Its product is annotated as potassium/sodium hyperpolarization-activated cyclic nucleotide-gated channel 2. Gene Ontology annotation, cellular component: axon; dendrite; membrane. The transcript is spliced from 9 exons. Lineage: Eukaryota; Metazoa; Chordata; Actinopteri; Syngnathiformes; Syngnathidae. Gene Ontology annotation, biological process: regulation of membrane depolarization; potassium ion transmembrane transport; sodium ion transmembrane transport. Gene Ontology annotation, molecular function: voltage-gated potassium channel activity. The record is from RefSeq and is a predicted model, not a curated record. Bases 1343 to 5689 code for a protein of 1448 amino acids.